AUGCCUCGCAAGAAGCAGCAGCCCAUUGUCGAUACCGCAGCAAAUGGCGACGCCUCGAUGGACACUGAUGGCCCCGUUGCUGGCCCUUCAUCGGCAGGAGGAGCGGCAGCAAGAUCGCAGGGAGGCGUCAUCUCCGAGUCGAUCCGCAAGCAGAUGAGCCUCGAGGGCAUUGAGGCGUACGAGAUGCCCAAGGCUGUGCUCGCUCGUGUAGCAAAGGCAGAGCUGCCCGAAAACGUCCAGAUUCGCCGCGAGGCCCUUCUCGCCAUCUCCAAAUCAGCAACGAUCUUCAUCUCCUACCUCGCAGCGGUGUCCGACGAGCUGGCCAAGCAGAACAACCGCAAGACCAUCAUGCCAGUAGACGUAGUUGAGGGUUUGGGUCUAAUGGAAUUCCCAGAGGAGAUCAGGCAAGAGUUGAAGCGGGAAGUCAGGGAAUUCAAGGUGUUGGAAGAGGAAAAGAAGAAGAGGGCGCCUGGAGGUGGAGGAGCUACUGCGGGUGGAGAUGCCAGUCCAGGGCCGGGAGAGGAUGGGGAGGAGGAGGGAGGAGAUGAGGAGGAGGGCGGCGCUGCUCGUGAUACGAGCGCGAUGGACGCCACCGGCGCUGGUGCAGGAGAUGAUGACGAUGACCAGUCGCGAGGCGAGCAAGAGGAUCAGUCCAUGGAUGCGGCUGCACGAGUAGGUACAGGAGGUGCUGAAUUAUCUGCUGUGCCAGAGCAGCAGUCAGCAGCAGCAUCAGCGCAACCACGGAACGACUCGAAGUCACCUCAGCCAGAGGACGAGGAGAUGAGGGAUUGAGCAAGACCUCAAUGCAUCACCGUGGGCCAAGCAAGACAACAACAGUGUACGGCCAAACACAGCAAGCGAUGUCGCGGCUUCCUUUCCCGAAUGUACAUCACCUCUUCUCGAUCACGCAUC
Molecule: messenger RNA, 912 nt
Organism: Jaminaea rosea
Lineage: Eukaryota; Fungi; Basidiomycota; Exobasidiomycetes; Microstromatales
Product: histone-fold-containing protein
Exons: 2
Coding region: 1-792 (263 amino acids)
Biological process (GO): heterochromatin formation; DNA damage response; leading strand elongation
Cellular component (GO): epsilon DNA polymerase complex; CHRAC
Molecular function (GO): protein heterodimerization activity; chromatin DNA binding
Source: RefSeq, a predicted model, not a curated record